Paramuricea clavata is the source of this 510-nucleotide messenger RNA. The record is from the annotation of a GenBank genome assembly. NCBI's taxonomy places the organism in Eukaryota, Metazoa, Cnidaria, Anthozoa, Malacalcyonacea, Plexauridae.
AUGGCCGAAUCAAGUGAAGUUGGACAAGCGGUGCAGGAUGCUGUAAAGGGUGCCCUGAGUGGUAGUUUAAAAUGGAAAAUAUCGCCAUUUGGUGGUGACAUUUCUUUCAUCAUUACCACUGACAAUAUAGAUGUGGCAGAAAGAUUAUUGAAAAUUGGUGGGAUGAUAUUCCUAGGCGUUGGAGCGCUCACACUUGGUUCUUUCUUUUGCUACAAUGCUUACAAACACCUAAUUACUGACGCCACUAAAAAAGCUGUUGGUGGAGACACAGAUGACCAAGAAUUUGGAGGGACCAAACCAGGAUCACUACAUGUUCUACUGCAUUGUCUUACGGAUAAGAGGUUUCUUGAAGUUUUAGCAGAUUAUGAAUCUGGUAGAAUAACAGAACGUAUGGAGAUAGAAUUUUCGCAGAUUGGAAUUAAAACAGAAGGAUUGAAGGUUGAGAUUGAAAAUAUGGAGGAAGUAAAUGAAAUAAAGGCGGCUAUAAACAAGAGGUAUUUAAUUAAUUAA